CUGUUGCAGCGCUCAGUGGAGCAUCCCCCCCAACACACACAGACACACUUUUGUGCACACGUGUAUAUGCAUUUGCGGACUCGUACUUGACCAAGCAAGAGGAGAGAAAAAAAAAAAAAGAGUCUUUUUGUGAAGGCAAAGAAGAGGAGCGUGUUGUUCUCCGGAUCAAGCCCCCAGCUGAGAAUGGAGAACACAUCAAGAGAAGACAAAGACAGCUUUGGGGGGGGAGAUGAUGCUGAGUAAACUUUGCAGAUGUUUCUAGAGGGAAUUUUUAACCUUUGGACUUUCGGGGAAGGCUUGCAGAAGAGCACGCUGACGGAAAAGGUGAGAACUGGAGGGGAGUUUCUGCUUUAUUGUGACUCUUUCAAAAUAAAGACGGUAAAUUCUUUGAAGGCUGGACAUCGGACAGAGGGCCCUGCCAGAAGCAUGGCACCGGUCCUUCCUCCCUGCUGCCAUCUUUUCUUCCUCUUUUGCCUCUCUUUCCUAAUUACCCAGCCUGCCCUGACUCAGGAUCCAUCUGUCACCAUGGUAACGGCAACUGAGGACAGCCCCUUCAUAGUCCCGUCCACACUGGUGAACCAGACGACUCCCAGCUAUGUGGAGACAACCCAGAACCCCCUUCAAGACACUGGCUUGUCCACUCCCUCCAGUGGGGGGGAUGCAGACGACGAGGAUGGCCCCCCUGUUGGCGGGACGCGUUGCCAGGGCUACUACGACGUGAUGGGCCAGUGGGACCCACCCUUCAACUGCAACGCCGGUGUCUUUCUGUACUGCUGCGGUACCUGCUUCUAUCGCUUCUGCUGCCAGUUCCGCCAGCAGCGACUGGACCAGAGCAUCUGCUCCAACUAUGACACGCCCAUCUGGGCCAACACUGGCAAGCCCGUGGCCACUAUCACCGAGGGCCAGGGGGACCAGGAGCGAGACCGCACGCACCUCAUCGUCUACAUCAUCUGCGGCGUGGUGGCCAUCAUGGUGCUGGUGGGCAUUUUCACCAAGUUGGGCCUGGAGAAAAGUCGUGGAGGGGCAACCGGGGCGCCACAUCCUGACCUCAACUCCAGACUUUUAUAUCAUGUGUUGCCACCCAGGACACUGACUGACCUUCUAAAGCAACAGGGAGGAGAGGUGAGCACAGUGGAAAAUGCUGUGACCAGUUCGCCCAAUGGAGGGAGAGCUAACGGCGUCUCAGCCAGGAUGCAUCGCAGCAGGAGCGAGCAGUACCAUCUAAAUAACUCUGCGCACGGCCAAUUUGGACCAGGCCUUCCUCACUCUCACAGCAACCACAGCACAGUGGGACUCAACAAGUACACCUCCCUCAAAGCCGUGGCGGACAGUGCAUCUCACCCCUACUACAAGAGCUUCCCACUCAUGGACUUUGCCCACUAUCAGACGCCUCCAGCAUUCCACCCGGUGCCAGUCCAGCCCAAAGAGAAGUCCUACAUCCACCAGCACCUUCCAUCACAACCCAACCUCCAUGCUCCUCUUUCCAUCUCCAUACCCCCCAACCACCUGGAACACUCCCACCUCCCAAAGACAACCACACACCCACUGCUCUCCAGCUCCGCCUUCAAAGCCUGGGAGCCCACCGGUCGCCACGUCCAAAGGCAGAUCUCUGCCCCGGGGUCUGCAUCCAUGCACGCCUCCCACUGGAGACACGGCUACACAACCCGUCAGCAACAAAGCAUUGAGAACAUGCCGGAUCUUUUUAAUCAACCCUAUGGAGGAAUGUGUGCGGGAGGUAUGGCAGGGCACGGGGCACAUUUCCAAGUGCAACACCCAUCUCAAGCACCACACUACCACCACACCAGGCAAAAGAGCUACUCCACCCACAGUACGACUGAAGUGACUGUCUGAGCACCACGGCUACUGAGAGUGGCCUAAUGCACAGUUACACAUACUUUGGUGUCAACACCAGAGUUUGGGAUACGCUCAAGAAAGGUGAAAAGGGUGCAGAAAAAAUGUAAGAGGAAAACAGAGAUCGUGGAUGAUGGUGAUCGUGGUUUUAAAGUUAUUGUACUUUGUAGAAAUUGUAUAGACUAGCUGGGAGCACCAUAAUACGGUCUACAUUCAGAGAUGAUUGAUUUGGUGCGCAUUUUUUAUGUGACAAUGUUUUAUAUCUGGGCUUUGUCAAAAAAACAAAAAGUUAAGGGUUUUUUGCAAAACUGUGUCUGCGGAAAACAUCAGUUGCUUGUGAAAGGACACAUUUUACACCUUUCCAUAAGCCUAACCCUCUGGAACUUGGCCACUGCCAUAGUUUUAAUACAAUAUAUAAUUUCUAGACUUGACCAUACAGUAUUGUACUUAAAAAAGACUAUUUUGCAUCUCAAUGUCUACCUCCAUGCACAGCUGGUUUCCCCUUAUACCUUUUGCCGAUCUCCACUACGUACUAUUUUGCUUUUGGUGCCAUCAGGCCCAGCAUACAGGGACAGCACCCCUGAGGUGACAUUAACUCAACAGUGAGGACAAUGCCACCAUCAUGUCAGCUCCCAUCAGCCUCCAUCCCAACCAUGGAGAGGGAGAGGGGGAAAAGGGAGUUUGUAAAAGCCAGAGGCUGGGUCUCUUUAGAAAAGAGGAGAAAGAGAGGAGAGAGAAGAGAAAAUGGAAAACUCACUGCAUGUUUUCCUUCCUCGGGGGAAGGAAAGGCAAAGAGUCACUGUGAAUCUGGGUUUCUCGCUACUGAAUUGUCUGGGUCAUAACUCGGGAGUGUGUGGACCUGUGAGGACACUCCUGUGUUAUUUGUCCACCUCCAGGCACUAUUGCAGGGAAAUCUGUGGAGGCAUUUGCAAGCCUGCAGCUUUAAACAUUACUCAUCUACUCUCUGAAGCCUGGAUAGCAAAAGACAACAUGCAGACCUGCAAGCUGCUGCAGACAAGCAACAGUUCAUUUUAUUUGAAGGGGAAAAAUGUAGCAAUGAUUGAACGUAAAGCAAGAACUUCAGAACUUUUAGAUGUUUAUUUAGAGUGUGUGUAAGGUUUUCCCCUGAAAAACAAAUGGUAGUUAUAAUACAACCACCCACCGAGCAACAAACCACUUUUUGCAGAUAAACAACCUGCAGUGAGUUUGGGUUUCUUUUUCUGUGCUUGUAAGUGGGUCAUGUGAACACAACCUGUUCCAUGUUUAAAAUUUGAACACUUGUUCAUCACCGCUUGCUUGUUGAUUUGGGUUGCUGUGCUUUUGUUAGACUAUUAGUUUUUAUAUGCAAUAGCUGUUUAUCAAUCACAACAUUGUUGUUAGGAACCUACAAUCAUGCAUUUUGUCCACCUAAUAGUUGCUUGUACAUUAAUGUUGUCCUUUUUUUUUUUUUUUAAACACAGCAUUUUCAAGAUUUGUGUAAUGUUUUGUAAAAAAAAAAAAAAAAAAAUGUCUGUUGUGUAACACAAUGUGAGGCUAUGUAAAUUUUGGACACAUUUUGUUGGAAAAAGGGCUUCAUAAAGUAGGUAUUUAUUUCUAAGAAUUUAUUAUAAGCGAUGUCAGAUUCAAACAGAAUUUAUCAUUGCAUCGAACAACAUGAAACACGACUCAUAAAGAGCUCUAAAAUAAAUGCUUGCUUUUGUAAUGUGAAAGUGAUGUGGUUAAAGUAGGCCUUCAGUACUGCAAGUCACAUUAUUCCAGUGGCACGAUUUGAAUAUGGUACAAGACAAAAACCAGAGUGGACAGGGUGUCCAAACAAUUGAUUAGGUUUUUAUUGUGCGACUCUGUAGUUGUGACUGGAAAAUGUGCAGAAGCAUGUAUUAUGGAAAUAGGAAUAGCAAUUAUUUAUAUAGGGAAAGCAGGGAAAAGGCACAAUGCACUUCUGUAGGUUACUAUGAUACAUGUAGCAUUUAAAACUGCUGUACGUGCAGCAAGUAAGAGAAUUAUGAUACAAAGUAACUGCAAUAUGUUGUGGUGAAGGUUAGCGGAUGUAGCAAAAACACAGUGAACUGUACAGUAUUUACCAAAAACCCAGAAAUGUUACAUGGCUGUUUAGUUUCACAGAAAAUACUGAUGCAAUGUUUGAAACAUUUAAAAGAGAAAUAUUAAAGAUUGGAAAAACUACUGCUUUUGGUUUUGUAUCCACCAAAGAUACAGUAUGUCCUUUUUCAUUUUUAACAGGAAAACUGCCAAUAAACAGUUCACGUCUUUAUAUAUAACGUUUGUUCUAGAUGGAAAUUUCUACUCUUUUUAGAGAGAGGGUUCUAUUGGCUCGGCUCACUAAAAAGAGACGGCUCUUUCGGCUCCCAAGUGGCUCUUCAGAUUUUUUGUUGUUCUUAAAUUAGUUUAUUACCAAUUUAUGUGUAUUGUUUAAAAUGAAUUACUAAUGUAAAAAAAAACAUGAUAUCAAAUGCUUAUUAUUUAAAUGGAUUUAUGUAAACCUCAAUGAACAGCUACAAAAAUAUAUUAUAAUAUGAUGUUAUAUUAUCACACAGUCAGGAGAUCGGGAAGACCUGGGUUCGAAUCUCCGCUUGGGCAUCUCUGUGUGGAGUUCGCAUGUUCUCCCCGUGCUCCGGGUACUUCGGUUUCCUCCCACAUUCCAAAAACAUGCAUGUUAGGUUAAUUGGCGACUCGAUAUUGUCCAUAGGUAUGACUGGCUGGCCAGGGUGUACCCCGCCUUUCGCCAGAAGUCAGGCUCCAGCAUACCCCGCGACCCUAAUUAGGACAAGUGGCAUAGAAAAUGGAUGGAUGGAUAAUGUUAUAUUAUAAAACACAAAAACAAAGACCCACCUCAAUAGACAAAUUAGGUCAAAACACGUCAAAUCUCGUCAUGCAAAUUUCUCAUGAACAAAUCGGCUCGAAGAGCACCACAGCGUGUUUAACCCCGCCCCUGCCCCUGCUCAGUGUGGGCAGAGACACCGCCACACUUCAUGACCAAUGACAUUCGUCUUUAACAGAAAAAAAGACGAGGAAAAAAAUAAUUGGCUCCCAACGUCGCGAACCGGCUCCACAUAGUAAAAAAUUAAAGGAAGCAAGGAUGGUAUUUUUUAAGAAGUUAUAUAUAUGUCAAGAAAAAAACUGCAUCUAAACUUUGUGAUAUAGGUGAAAAGCCUAGUUUUAGUAUCAACUUCACUCUUUUUACGCCCCUUUUUUGCUGUUGCUCUUUUUUUCUGUUUUCCAACUAUUUCAACUUUCUUCUUAAAUACAUUUCCCCAAAUAUUUUGACUUUAUUUGCAUUACAGCAUAACUUUUUCCCCAACCUAAUUUUCCAAGAAUUACUUUAUUUUGUUUUCUUUGUUUCUCACGAUAUUACAACAAAGAAAAACUAUUUUUCUUUAAUAUUUCACCUUGAUGCUACUAAAAUGAAAACUUUUCCUACGACGUUAUUCUCGUAAAAUUAUGCCUUUUUCUUGUUAGAUUACAACUUUUUUUUCUCUUAAUAUUUGGAGUUUAUUCUUGUAAAAUUAUUGCUGAAGUUUCCAUUUUUGUUGUUGUUUUUUUGUGUGUGUUUCUUUUCUUGUGAAAAUAUUUUUUUAGAAUGUUCUGCCGGCCAAUAAAAAAAAAACUGGAACACCCCUGUUUUAGGUUCUAUAUACUUUAAAAACCUAGUCCAGGGUCCCGAACAUUUUACAUACAGAAAAAAUUUACUCCUCAGCUAACCCAACACACACGUGCACUACGACUGGACGUGCCUGGAAGGAGCCCACGCAGGCACAGAAGAACAUGCUCGCUUCACAAGGUCUUUUUCAGGAAUGAAAACUGCUCAGAAAACAAUUGCUCAAUUGUAAACUUACACUGACACCUUGUGGCUGUUCUUGAUAUGACCACUGACAAUAC
This is a messenger RNA of Dunckerocampus dactyliophorus (ringed pipefish), 5745 nucleotides long. RefSeq names its product shisa family member 8b (gene shisa8b). Gene Ontology annotation, biological process: regulation of short-term neuronal synaptic plasticity; regulation of AMPA receptor activity. NCBI's taxonomy places the organism in Eukaryota, Metazoa, Chordata, Actinopteri, Syngnathiformes, Syngnathidae. The transcript is spliced from 5 exons. The record is from RefSeq and is a predicted model, not a curated record. Gene Ontology annotation, cellular component: dendritic spine membrane; postsynaptic density; AMPA glutamate receptor complex. The coding region runs from base 253 to 1851 and encodes 532 amino acids.